UUUAUUAAGCAGGGGCGCAGCUUAAUAAGCCACUCCAUUACUGCGAUUUGGAGAGAGAUAGGGAGAGAGAGGGGUUUAUAACAGGAUGACAAAGAGAGCUUGAUGGCGUCCGCAGGUCUUCUUCUCGGGCUUAUCCCCUUAAACCAGGCGAGUUAAGGUCCGUAAUGAAGUGAGGGAGAUCAGCGAUCUGAGCUGAGGUGAGGUGGUGGUGACCGAUGGAUUUUGACGAGCACGAGGAGACGGAGGAGGAGAUGGGCUUGCCGGUGGGGUCUAGCUACGACGCACCGACUCCCAAUUCGCCGCCUGGAGGAGGAGGGGAUGGAGGGGGAGGCGACGGCGGCGGGGAAGGAGAAGAGGGGAUGGGGAGCGGCCGCAGAAAGGCAGGCGGGGGAGGGGGGAGGUACAGGGAGUGUUUGAAGAACCACGCGCUGGGGAUCGGAGGGCACGCGGUGGACGGGUGCGGCGAGUUCCUGGCGGCCGGCGAGGAGGGCAGCCUCGACGCCCUCCGGUGCGCCGCCUGCAACUGCCACCGCAAUUUCCACCGGCGCGAAGCAGGGGGCACCGGCGGCGGCGUAGUCGGAUACUACCACCACCAGUUCUCGCCGUUCUACCGAACGGCGGCGCCGGGGUACCUUCACCACCAGCAGCCCCUGGCAGUGGCGGCGCCGCCGCCGCAUCCGCAGCGGCACCACCUGGCGCUGAUCCCGUCGACUUCGCGCGGGGAUCGGGAGGCGGAGCUGGGGAUGGAGGAUCCGUACUCCGCCGCGGCGAUGAUGGGAAUGGGGCCGUCGUCGGCAGGGAGCCACGGCGGCGGCCGGAAGCGGUUCCGCACCAAGUUCACGCAGGAGCAGAAGGACAAGAUGCUUGCUUUCGCGGAGCGCGUGGGCUGGCGCAUCCAGAAGGAGGACGAGGCCGCCGUCCAGCAGCUUUGCGACGAGACCUCCAUCAAACGGCAUGUCCUCAAGGUCUGGAUGCACAACAACAAGCACACCCUCGGUAAGAACAAACCUACUUAAUUAUCUCAUUGUAACACUACCAUCGCCAUUAAUUAUAACAUCCUCCUCCUCCAUCAUCAUCAUCUUCUUCUUCUUCUUCUUCGAUUUGUACUAGUAGCCGUGUAGUUCGUUCUAGUGUUCUUAAUUAAUUAUGAAGACUACUAUAACUGUUGGAUUCAUCAGUUAGCUCUCCUCUUUUCUUCUCCAUGAGCUGCGGCUCUACUUUGGCUACUUAGUAGACGUGUCCUCCAUGCAAUGCUCAUGCUCAUUUUCCUCUCCCAACUCCUCUUCUUCUUCUUAUUCUCUAUAUAUGGUUAUAUUCGACUGGAAUUAAAUGAAGCCAGAGAGCUAGCCAACAGGGUAAAUGCGGUUUAAUUUUACUAGCUAGCCAGGCAUCAUCAAUGAACACACUCACAAUCAAUUUCUUCCUGGUAUAUGCCCUCGUUUGUGUUAUUUACUGGACGGCACGUUGUUUCCAUUAACCAACCUAUGGUUCAGCAUUGAUUACUGCCAUGUAGCAAAGCAGUCAGCAGACCAAACCUUGUCUCAUUAAUUAAUUUCCUCCACCACCACCACUGCCACCGCCAAGCUUCAUAUCAGGAUUGACUCCCCCCUCCCCCCAAUAUUCCUCUUCUCUUAUUCAAUAGUUGAGGAGGGUAGGAAGUUGGUUCCUCGUCAUUAAUUAUACGUCUGCUGCAACCCGACUUGGUUCCUCUUCAUUAAUUAUACGUCUUCUGCAACCCGACUAAAGAUGUGGGGUGGCAUGGAGCAUGGGAAUACAAUAGCUAAGUGAAUGGUGGUAACCGGUUACGCUCUCUGAUCAAGUUCAGAUUCAGAGAUGAAAUCAACAUAAAUUGACAGAACACAAUUCCCCAAGCCAGCGUGCAUGGACCCGGCUGGUGCCUCUCGCAGCUCCCUCUGCAUCAUGUGACUCCAGCAUAUUCAUGCACUGCAGUGUUGUCUUCUCGGAGGAUUUCAUCAAUGUAUGCAGGAUCGUAUAUUCAUCAUGUGGACCACCACGUAAAGGGGUGGGUGCAAAGUACUAAUGAAGAAGAAGAAGAAGAAGAAGAGGAGUGUGGAUGGUGUGAUGACUUGGGAAAGUGAAGGGAGAAAGCAAAGGAGUCUGGUGCGUUCCAAUUCUACAUGUGCAGUGGUGCAUGUGGAGGAUCGGAAUGUGCAUGCAUUGAUGUGUGUGUUGUGUGUAUAAAGAGAUAUAUAAUGAUGGAGAGAUAUUUGUCUCCUGAGGGAGAUCAUGAAGUAAAAGAUGGAGCUAAGGAGGUAGCUGCAUGUGUGUCUCCCGUGAGGAAGGAAGGGAGGUUAAUGGUAGGUGGUGGAGGCCCAGAGCUCUUGUUCUUCAACAGUGAAGUGUCUUUGGACCUGUUAACUAAUGGAAAAUUACUUGUUGCUCUCUCUCUAUAUAUAGCACUAUAUAUAUCUUCAUGUAAUAGAUGAUCAUAUCCUUAUGAAAAAGUGCACUUGUUCUAAGGAAAGAAGAGCAUAUAAUCCAAAUGCACACUCAAUUGCGUACGUA
Messenger RNA from Zingiber officinale, 2526 nucleotides. RefSeq names its product zinc-finger homeodomain protein 2-like. The record is from RefSeq and is a predicted model, not a curated record. Bases 216 to 1016 code for a protein of 266 amino acids. The transcript has a single exon. Gene Ontology annotation, molecular function: DNA-binding transcription factor activity; transcription cis-regulatory region binding. Gene Ontology annotation, cellular component: nucleus. Lineage: Eukaryota; Viridiplantae; Streptophyta; Magnoliopsida; Zingiberales; Zingiberaceae. Gene Ontology annotation, biological process: regulation of DNA-templated transcription; regulation of developmental process.